AUGAAUAAAGGAAUGAGAUCUGCAAUGAGCCAGAUACCAGCACAGGAGCUAAAUGAAACAACUGCCAGGAGUCAAGAUUUGGUUCCUUGUAGAAUCUGUGGAAGACAGUUUGCACAAGAUGCUCUGAUGAGGCAUGAGCCCAUUUGCAAGAAAGUCUUCAACAAGAAGCGCAAGCCCUUCAAUUCUUUUAAGCAGAGGGUGCAGGGAACUGAUAUCGGAGCUGUGAAGAGGCAGCCCCUGCUGAAGAAUCAGCCGGUGAAGAAAUCUAACUGGAGGCAGCACCAUGCAGAUUUUAUUAAUGCCAUUCAAUCAGCCAAACAAGUGACAAAAGCUAUGCAAGAAGGUCGUCCUCUUCCUCCUCCUCCCCCACCAAGCAUCAAUCCAGACUAUAUUCAGUGUCCAUUCUGCUUGAGAAGAUUCAACGAGGCUGCAGCAGCAAAGCACAUCAAAUUUUGUGAAGAACAAGCUACUCGCCGCGCCAUUGCCGCCAAGAUCACCAAACAGCCUCUGGGCAAACAACCAGUGACUCAGAGAAAAAAACCAACUGUCACACCUCUGUUACCGCAUGAGAAGAGAAUACAAAAGGUUGAUAACGCAGAAAAAUCUACUCCAGAGACUCCUCAGGAAACACUGCAAAAAAGCAGAAAACCUUUGCGUGUGUCUCCUGUAAAAAAAUCUGCUGGACAAUUUGGACAGCAGACACAGACCAGAAGAUAG
Lagopus leucura (white-tailed ptarmigan) is the source of this 717-nucleotide messenger RNA. RefSeq names its product zinc finger C2HC-type containing 1B (gene ZC2HC1B). Bases 1 to 717 code for a protein of 238 amino acids. Lineage: Eukaryota; Metazoa; Chordata; Aves; Galliformes; Phasianidae. The record is from RefSeq and is a predicted model, not a curated record. The transcript has 9 exons.